ACCGAUUCAAACCCCAUGUUACAACACAUUUAGUGAACAAUCACUUUACUUCAUGAAACUGAAUGUUUCAGCUGUUUGUCUUACAACAUAAAAGUGAUAUCAUAAUAUUUAUUCAGGAAAUCAUGAACGAAUACUUAGUGUGCCUACUUACGGGUUUUAAACGUGGUGAAAAUCUUCAGCUGGAAAUGCCAUAGUUCUGAUGUUAGACAGUGUGUAUUAAUAAACUUUCAUUACAAUGUGUAAAUAUAAUGGACACUUUGUCUUGUUUUUAUAUUUAUUACAGUGUUGCAUUUGUAGAGUUGAGUUAAUUUACAGAGGUCAAUGCGGUUAUAAGCAAUGUCCUCAAACGAGAGAAGGAGCUCUCAACGUGCACCUCAUCCCUCACUCCCACAUGGACGCGGGCUGGGUCAAGACUUUCGACGAAUAUUAUUAUGGAACUAGGACCCAGGUCAGCACAGCAAACGUGCAACUAAUAUUCCACUCUGUAUUGUCAGAACUACUUCACGACAAGAAUAGAAAGUUCACAUUUGCGGAGUCAGCCUACUUCUGGCGAUGGUGGAAGGAGCAGCGGCCUUCCAUGAGGAAUGUGUUCAGGACCUUGGUUCAAGAAGGACGAAUUGAAAUAGCGGGAGGGAGCUGGGUGCAAAACGAUGAGGCCACUGCCGAUUAUGAAGCCAUUAUUGACAGUUAUACCUGGGGUCUAAGAAAGAUAAACGAUACCCUUGGUCCCUGUGCUAAGCCCAAAGCAGCGUGGCAGAUAGACACAUACGGACACAGUCGCGAACAAGCCUCCUUGUUGGCUCAGAUGGGCUAUGAUGGACUGUUCAUAUCAAGAGUUGAUUACAAGGAGAGGGAAGCGAUGAUUGAUGAGGACCGACUUGAGUUUAUGUGGAGGGGGAGUGAUUUACUUGGUAAAAUGUCCGAUAUAAUGACACACACUCUGUUCAACCUCUACAACCCUCCCGAGGGGUUCUGCUUCGACUUCCUCUGCAAUGAUGAACCCAUUAUGAACGAUCCUGAGAGCAAUAUUUAUAAUGCUGAUAAAAGGGUGAGCGAAUUCAUAGCCCAUAUUGAGCAUCAAGCAAAAUACUAUGACCAUGACAACAUCGUGGUGAUGAUGGGCGGAGACUUCGCCUAUCAGAGCGCGGCCAGCUGGUUUAUGAACAUGGACAAACUUAUCAAUCAUGUCCACAAGCAUUCAGCGAAUCUAUCGGAUAUCAAUAUUUUCUAUUCGAGUCCAUCUUGCUAUCUAAAAGCCAUUUAUUUGUAUGGGAGACGAGAUAAAACGAUGCACACUGAGAAGGGAGACUAUUUUCCAUACGGCACCGACGCUCAAACAUACUGGAGUGGAUACUACACCUCCCGCCCCAGUCUCAAGUAUCUUAUCAAGAGAAGUCAUCAGUUCCUGCAGGUUUUCAAACAACUCUCUGUGAUCACCCGUUUCGAUGACUCUUACGAACUCCACCUACUUCGUCAUGCCGUCUCACUGGCGCAUCAUCACGAUGCUAUCACAGGGACAAGUCAACAGCACGUGGCCAACGAUUUCAUCAGGAUCUUGACAGAUGCUCUAGAUGCUAGCAUGAAAAAGGUUUCUGUAAUGCUAAGCCACUUGACUCCAAGUUGGGGUGGCAGCCGAAGGACAAAGAACCAGCAGCAAUUCGUCGUUUGUCAUGAUCUCAAUGUCAGCCAAUGUAUAUUCAGCGAAACCCAAGACACUCUACUGCUUCUGCUGUACAAUCCGUCCAGCGUGAAGACCUACCACUUCGUGAGACUGCCGGCGACCAUGCUCAGCUACUCCAUCAAGGAUGCUAAUGAUGACGACGUAGAGUACCAGCUGCUGCCGCUCCCGCCGCCCGUCAUCAACCUGCCGGGGCGCCGCUCCGCCGCCCUUCAGGAGCUGGUGUUCGAGGCGGAGAGCGUGCCCGCCCUGGGGUACGCCUCGUUCUACGUCACUGCUGUGCAUGAUGCUGUGAAGGAAACAGCUUUCACAAAAAAUACCAACUCAGAGGAAAAUCUGGACAAAGUAUACUGCAUAUCAAAUGAGUACAUCAGAGUGCACGUGAACAAGGACACAGGUCUGCUGGAGACCCUCCAGCACCAGGACGGGGCGAGGGUGCAGGUGUCACAGAACUUUUUCUACUACAGCCAGACGACUGCGCCGGUGCAUUCUGGGGCUUACAGCUUUAGGCCUGGAAGUCUUGAUGCUGUGCCGGUAUCAGACAAAGCCUCGAUCCACACCAUCCGCGGCCCGCUAGUCAAGGAGAUCCGCCAGCGGUUCUCUGACUGGGUCUCUCAGGUCAUUAGGCUCUACCGCGGCGAGGAGUUUGUGGAGCUGGAGUGGGUCAUCGGGCCUGUGCCGCUUGGGACUGACCUUGGCAAGGAGGUGGUGUCGAGGUUCAGCACCAACAUCAGCAGCCAGGAGUUCUUCACCGACUCCAACGGACGCCAGAUGAUGAGGAGGAGCUGCUGGAAUGAGACCAACACUGCGGAAAAGAAGCAGAAGUACCUUCCGUCCUGCUACUACCCGGUGACGUCGCGCAUCUGCAUCCAGGGGAACGACUCCAGCGGCCUGUGCGUGCUGGUGGACCGCAGCCAGGGGGGAGCCUCGUACCGGCCGGGGGAGGUCGAGGUUAUGGUGCACCGUCGUCUGCUGACGGACGACGGGUUUGGUCUGGAAGAGUCCCUGAACGAGGAGGAGGGCGGCGUGGGCCUCAUCGUGAGGGGGAAACAACGGAUCGUGUUCGGGAGGAGGAAACCUGAAGAUAAGCAGUCGUUCUUCGACCGAGCCUCCCAGGCGGCGCUGCGGUGGAAGUACGAGCCCUGGGCGUUCCUGGCUAGCGGUGACCGGAUCAACCGACGCAAGUGGGCCAAUGUCAGGAACAAGAGGUUCUCCUCCCUCCACUCGCACGGGGUCCCCCCGCGCGUGCACGUGCUGACGCUGGAGCCGUGGCGCGGCGGCGCCGUGCUGCUGCGGCUUGAGAAUACGGUGACGGAUAAUAGCACUCAGGAUCCUCCGCCACCGAGCAGUCAUGAAGACUCAACACCAGCAGAAGCCGGCACAAUCACGGUGGACCUCCGCAAGUUGUUUCUGCAGCGCCACAUCACAUCAGUGAGGGAGACCACGCUGGCUGCCAACCAGUGGCUAGAUGAGGCACGGCAGAUGGACUGGUCUUCCAGAUACAUAUACAGCGGUGGGAAUGAUGCAUUCGGAUUAGAAGAUGUACCUGAUGCCUAUGGGAACGAUGGACAUGUCAUUGAUUACGACGACACUUAUAACUAUGGACAGCGAAAACAACGUGAGUCAGUUGAUAAUGAAAAUGAAAUGGAUCACUCUAUGAGGAACUACGAAAUUAAAUCUAGAAGUAAACGCGAAAGCAAUAAAGUCACACCUGAAAACGUAAUAAGGAACAGUGGUUUGGAAGAAUAUGAAACAAGACAUAUUUUGAAAGAUGUCACAGAAGAUCAAGAUGAUGUAACGAAAUCAAUUUACGAAAUGUAUUACAAAACAAACUCUUGGUACUCCAGAAAAAAUAAUGAAAGAACAGUUCAUAGAAAAUUAAACUCUAACAAGGCACCUAUUUUGAGUCCCUUCAAAAAUAGCCAUAGUAAGAAUUUUGAAAACAGGAGUAAUGGAGAAGAAUUAUUUAAUGAACAUUCAUUUGAAAGUAAAAUAAAACACGACUCAUUAGAGCCAGACUUCAACUUGAAUAGAAAGAGACGAGAAAUUCUUAUCGAGAAAGAUAACUUAUUCAAUAAACCGAAACGAAGCCAGACCAAAUCACUUGGCGCAUUCAUGCCUUUCUUUAUAACCGAUGAAAAACUAGACCGCAGACUAAGAGAACACAGGAAGACAGAAGCUCAUAGACAAAUAAGUGCCGAAGAAAAUUCCUCGCCACUAGUCAAGGACAUGUUUGUUAAGAAACUAGAUACGAAAGCCAUAAAACGUAGUUUUGACGAUGACGACUAUGAUUCGGAUGAAACGCCAAAAAUAAAAUAUAACCCUCCACCAUCCGCAACGAAAAUUGUAUCGACUACAACAGCAACAGUUCGAAGCACUACCAUUGAAGAAGAACUUAUACAGUCAGAUGAAGAAGAUGUAGAAACAACUAAAUCGUCUACAAUCUUAUCAACUACUAAGGUGACUACAGAAGCCUCUAACUCGUCACCCACGUUAACUAGUACCGAAACACCUGUAACAACUGUACAACAAAAAUCAUUUAGUCUUAGAAGAAUAGCUCGAGUUACCGAGCAGACACAAUACAACAUUUUUGAUGAUGAAGAUAAAUUCCGCGAUAGCAGUAAAGAGGAGAAAGGUUACAUACCAUCUAAAUCUUUCAAAGGACUAUUUUCUGAUGAUGAAGCAAAGAAGCAAUCAUCCACUAAGGUCUAUCAAUUGAAUGUUAAAAGUAUAUUUCAGAAAAAAUAUGGUGAUAAAACUGAGUCAUCUACUGAGCAAUCAGAAAAGCUAUCAACCCCUUCAAAAAUUUCAUCUUACUCCACAACAGAUGAGAUUGAUUUAAAAUUGAAAGAGUUUUUUGAGAAUAACAUCAAAAUUGAUUCAAAUGAUGAUAAACAUGCAAAUGUACCAGCUCUUAAUACAGCCGUAACUGACAAAAUUAUGGAGCAAAAUCCCACUGAACCUGAAAAAGAGGAAAAGAAAGGUAGUCGGAAGACUCAAAGAGAUAUUAAAUAUAGAAGUGAUGAGAAUGAAGCCAGAGCUGCUGCAGACCAAAUCACAGAUGACAAUGAAUAUCAUAAUGCCGAAGAGGACUUUUCAAACAAAAGAAGGAAAAGAGCAAUUCCUGUGAAGAAAAGAGAAGAAAUCAAGGAUACAAGCGAACCCGAGGCAGAAGAUGAGCACUUCAUAGUGACGCUGCGGCCGACGCAAAUACGCACUUUUGUCAUUAGAUUUAAGUCAUAAAUUCCAUCUACACCUAUUUUUCAGACGUACUUAGUAGAAGUAGACCUAAACCAUCAUACUUUAGCGGUAGGUAACUACAAGGAUGUUGCUUACAUCUUUAAAAAAAUAGGAAAGUCUAAUUUUAGUUAUAUUUAUGAAAUAAUUGUGAAUAUAAGUAGCUAGGUUGCUACACUUGCUAGGCAAUUAGCCAAUCUAACCAAA
Molecule: messenger RNA, 5122 nt
Organism: Plutella xylostella (diamondback moth)
Lineage: Eukaryota; Metazoa; Arthropoda; Insecta; Lepidoptera; Plutellidae
Product: lysosomal alpha-mannosidase
Biological process (GO): mannose metabolic process
Cellular component (GO): lysosome
Molecular function (GO): alpha-mannosidase activity; carbohydrate binding
Source: RefSeq, a predicted model, not a curated record